CUCCCCCAACGCCGCACCUUCCUCCCAAACCCCUUCUCCGCCCUCACCUCCCCAUCCUCCUCCCCCUCCCCCCCUCAAAUCCUAACCGCCACACGCACCCUCCCCUACCCGCCCGCCCCUGUCUACUCCAUCAUCGCCGACGUCCCCGCCUACUCGACCUUCCUCCCCUACUGCGCCCACAGUACCGUCUCCAAAUGGUCGCGACCCGACAAGCGGUACGCGCGCCGCUGGCCCUCCGAGGGCGUCAUCACAACGGGCUUCGGCGCCAUCACGGAGAGUUUUGCGAGUCGCAUCUAUUGUGUGCCUGGGAAAUGGGUCGAGAGUGUGGGAGGUGAGGCGGAGACGGAGUUGGAGAGGGAGGAGAUUGAACAUCAUUUUGAGGAGGCCGAGGUGCGAGGGAGUGGGCAGGAGAGGACGAGGGGGCGCCAGGGGGAAAACGGAUUGUUGACGUAUCUGAGGAGUAAGUGGGAGGUUGAGGCGGUGCGGGAGGCGCAGACAAGAGUGAGUUUGGUGGUGGAGUUUUCGUUUGCGAAUCCCAUGUAUGCGGCUUUGAGCGGCGGUGUGGCGCCCAAGGUCGCAGACUACAUGGUGAAAGCUUUUGAGACGAGGGUGCAGGAGGUUUUGCAGCAGAAUCCGGAAAUGGUCAAGGCGAGUCUGGCUGAUAUGGACGGAAGUGCGAUGAGGAGG
Bipolaris maydis ATCC 48331 is the source of this 687-nucleotide messenger RNA. Its product is annotated as dehydrase and lipid transport-domain-containing protein. Gene Ontology annotation, molecular function: ubiquinone binding. Gene Ontology annotation, biological process: cellular respiration; ubiquinone biosynthetic process. The record is from RefSeq and is a predicted model, not a curated record. Gene Ontology annotation, cellular component: mitochondrion. NCBI's taxonomy places the organism in Eukaryota, Fungi, Ascomycota, Dothideomycetes, Pleosporales, Pleosporaceae.